Molecule: messenger RNA, 1857 nt
Organism: Lycium ferocissimum
Lineage: Eukaryota; Viridiplantae; Streptophyta; Magnoliopsida; Solanales; Solanaceae
Product: phospholipase A1-Ibeta2, chloroplastic-like
Exons: 1
Coding region: 114-1754 (546 amino acids)
Biological process (GO): lipid metabolic process
Molecular function (GO): glycerophospholipase activity
Source: RefSeq, a predicted model, not a curated record
CCCUUUAUCCUACUCGCUACUUUGUUUGGAUCUCAUUCUUCUAAGCUGACUUUUCCCCCACUUUCUCUCACUUAAAAAAUCACUUUUUUCUUCACUUUCUCUCUCUAAAAACCAUGAUGAUCGGAGCUACACUUCCAGCAACCAAUCUCCAUUUUUAUCAAGCAAGAAAAUCCAGUUUUAGAUGCAAUGGAUCCCCAUUAAACCCUUCAAGAAAAGGAAAUCCAGUAAAUACACAAAAUAUGACAAAAAAACAUCUUUCAAAUCUUGAAAAGCUCUUGCAAAAUCAAUCCAUGAAACCCCAAUUACUCGAUUUGAACAAAGUUCAUCAAGAAUCGAGUAACGGGUCGAAUGAAAACAACAUCAACAAUAUAUCCAGUGUAACUCCACAAGUGGGGUCCAAGGAGGGUAAGAUGUGCACAGACGUUAACCCUACCUUCGUGGGAAAGAAACUGUUGGAAGGGCUAAAUUUGUCAAGAUAUUGGCCUGAACACAAAGUUGCUGAAGAGAUGUCUCCAAGACAUUUAAAUAGGCUAAAAAAAAUGUUGUCAUCUAGUAAUAUAGAAUACUCUCCAAGAAACAGUCUUGGUAGUAGAUGGAAAGAGUAUCAUGGUAGUAAUGAUUGGUUAGGAUUAAUUGAUCCUUUAAAUGAGAAUCUAAGACGAGAAUUGGUUCGAUAUGGUGAGUUUAUUCAGGCAGCUUAUCAUUGUUUCCAUUCUAACCCUGCCACGUGUGAAGACGAGGGGACGUGGGGCCCGAGAAACGUGGCGUUGCCCGAUAAGUCUUAUAAGGUGACCAAGAGUUUGUAUGCCACGUCGUCCAUUGGAUUGCCAAAAUGGGUGGAUGACGUGGCACCUGACCUUGGAUGGAUGACACAAAGGUCGAGUUGGAUUGGUUAUGUGGCGGUUUGUGAUGAUAGAUCUGAGAUUCAACGUAUGGGACGUAGGGAUAUUGUAAUAGCCCUACGUGGUACUGCAACUUGUUUGGAAUGGGGUGAGAACUUUCGCGACUUACUGGUUCAAAUCCCAACAGAGACAGAGACCGAGUCAGCUAAAGUAGAAUAUGGAUUCUUGAGUUUGUUUCAAACAGCCGGUGUUAAUGUACCUAGCUUAGCUGAAUCAGUAGUUAAUGAAGUGCAAAGACUCAUCGAACAAUACAAAGGCGAGUCUUUAAGCAUUACUGUGACAGGGCAUAGUCUUGGAGCGGCCUUGGCCUUAUUAGUUGCAGAUGAAGUGAGUACAUGUGCACCGGAUGCACCACCGGUGGCUGUUUUCUCCUUUGGAGGACCUCGAGUGGGCAAUCGAAGCUUUGCAGAGCGAUUAAACUCAAAAAAUGUUAAAGUACUACGCAUCGUGAACAAUCAAGAUUUGAUCACUAGAGUUCCAGGGAUGUUCGUGAGUGAAGAACUCGACAAAAAGCUAAGGGAGUCGGGACUUGUAAGCGGGGUGCUAAAUGCGCUUGACAAAAGUAUGCCAUGGGCAUACGCGCAUGUUGGCACAGAGCUAAGAGUUGACACAAGAAUGUCACCAUUUUUGAAGCCUGAUGCUGAUGUUGCUUGUUGCCAUGAUUUGGAGGCAUAUUUGCAUUUGGUGGAUGGAUACUUGGCAUCAAAUUGCCCUUUUAGAGCAAAUGCAAAGAGGAGUUUAGCAAGGUUGCUAAAUGAACAAAAGCCUAAUAUCAAAAGGCUUUACACUAGUAAAGGGAAAGGCUUGAACCACAAUCUUGAAAGAGAACAUAGUUUCUCUGCACCUAGCUAGUUGCUUGCCUAGUUAAUCUUCUUGAUAUUAUUGACUAGCCAGGGGAUGUAUACUUCUCGUACAAAUGACUAAUAAGAAGUAGUACAAUUAUAUGUUUUCUAUU